UUCUUAUCUCUCACCAAACGACUUCUUGACGUAUUCGAGCGUAGCUGUAGACCUACUCGGCAUUAAGUCGUCAUGUCGUCUCCAAGGCUUCCUGAUUUUGACGACCUGCCAAAGAUUGAUGGAAUGCCUCAAGGAUGUGCUUGGGGACUAUUUGAUAAGGACGGCAAAAAGGAUGUCUUCGGGACAAUCAACCUUCUGACCCAAGACGUUGUUCGAGAUGCAUACGCGGAAGCAAGGGACGGCGUCUCUAUAUCGUUGAACUGGUCCCUCGGCGCGAUAGCUACACCAGGCUUCUUACGUAAGGGACUAAAGCACAAAGUAAUUGCCUUAGCAAACACUCCACUGAAUUGCCACGGCUUCGACGAAGAGAUCGAGUUCAACACACAAUGCAGCUCUCAAUGGGAUAGCCUUGUUCACUUCAACCACCAACCGACAGCAAAAGCGUACAAUGGUGUUCAACCAACUGUAGAGGAACUCACCCAAGAUUUUGGCCACUUUGACAAGGAGCAAAAGAUACCGACGUUAAAUCAUUGGCACUCACGAGGCUGUAUCGUUGCACGCGGCGUCCUCAUUGAUUAUAAGCUCUGGGCUGACCAGAAUGGUAUUGAUUUUAGCCCGUUCGAGGAUAAACGUAUCACUAUCGCAGAAAUUGAGAAGGUCGCAAAGGCUCAGGGCACUGAGUUCAAACAAGGCGAUGUAUUUAUUAUUCGCACAGGUUUCACGGAGGCUUUAGAUACUCUAGAUGCGGAAAGCCAAGCUAAGGCAUUAAGUGCUCAUACAGCAGUUGGUGUCGAAGGCAGUGAGGAUUCUGCGCGAUGGUUUUGGAACAAACAUUUUGCUGCUGUUGCCGGUGAUGCUAUUGCUUUUGAGACAUAUCCUUCUCUUAUAAAUGGGAAACGAGGGGAUGUUGGUGACCUUGUGCUUCACCAAUACUUCUUAAGUCUAUUCGGCUUACCUAUCGGAGAGCUCUGGGACUUGAAGGCACUCAGUGAACACUGCGCAAAAACUGGGAGAUACACCUUCUUACUCACAUCAUCGCCUCUGAAUGUGUUCGGCCACGUUGGAGGCCCCCCAAAUGCUUUGGCUUUAUUCUAG
Verruconis gallopava is the source of this 1095-nucleotide messenger RNA. RefSeq lists its product as uncharacterized. The record is from RefSeq and is a predicted model, not a curated record. Bases 73 to 1095 code for a protein of 340 amino acids. Gene Ontology annotation, molecular function: arylformamidase activity. The transcript has 6 exons. Lineage: Eukaryota; Fungi; Ascomycota; Dothideomycetes; Venturiales; Sympoventuriaceae.